Oryza brachyantha (malo sina) is the source of this 2709-nucleotide messenger RNA. Its product is annotated as receptor-like protein kinase At3g21340. Gene Ontology annotation, molecular function: protein binding; ATP binding; protein kinase activity. The transcript has 12 exons. Lineage: Eukaryota; Viridiplantae; Streptophyta; Magnoliopsida; Poales; Poaceae. The record is from RefSeq and is a predicted model, not a curated record. The coding region runs from base 1 to 2577 and encodes 858 amino acids. Gene Ontology annotation, biological process: protein phosphorylation.
AUGUUGGGUUUUCUCGCCGUAUUCGUGUUGGCAAUGGCGGCUCCUGCCGUCGGCCAGCCAGGUUACCUAAGCAUCGACUGCGGCCUGGACGCCAACAGCAGCUACCAGGACGACAACAAGAUCAUCUACGUCGGCGACGAUGGUUACGUCGACGGCGGCGAGAACCACAAGGUAAGCCCGGCGUACCUGUCCAAGUUCCAGCGUCCGCACACGACGCUCAGAAGCUUUCCCACCGGCAAGCGGAACUGCUACACGCUCCCCACCACCAAAUUCUCCAAGUACCUGCUCCGGCUGGUGUUCGUCUACGGCGACUACGACGGCAAGAAGAGCUCGGCGGCGGCGGCGGCGCCGCAGUUCGACCUCUACCUCGGGCUCAGCCGCUGGGCCACCGUGCACGACACAGGCGGCGGCGGCGAGGUGCACGAGGCGAUGUUCGUGGCGUGGGCGAGCUGGGCGCCGGUGUGCCUCGUGAGCACCGGCGGCGGCACGCCGUUCGUGUCGUCGGUGGAGCUGAGGCCGCUCGCGGAUUCGAUGUACCCGGGCGUCAUGACCAACCAGUCCUUGGUCAUGUAUCGACGGUAUAACAUGGCGGCAAACGUUUUUAUACGGUAUCCAGAUGAUCUAUACGACCGGUACUGGUGGCCAAUGCAGCAAGGCGAUCCAACCUGGGCCAACCUCUCCACCACGUCCGCCAUCAGGACCGGAACGACGUUCGCGGUGCCGUCCAGCGUCCUCCAGACGGCCGUCGCCGCGGCGGCGCCGGCGCCGGCCGGCAACAGCAGCAGCAGCUCGGCCUCGGCUCUCUCCGUCAAGACAUGGCAAGACACGUCGGCGAGGAGCUACGCGGUGUUCCUCCACUUCGCCGACUUCCAGAGCAGCCGGCUCCGGCAGUUCGACGCCUACCCGGACGCCGGCCAGGUCGUCUACAACUUCACCCCGUCGUACCUGGCCGCCAGCACCGUCUACUCCCCCUUGUUCAGGGCCGCCGGCGGCGUGUACAACAUCACGCUUGCUGCCACCGCCAAGUCGGCGCUGCCCCCUAUGCUCAACGCCUUUGAGAUCUACUACCUCCUCACCUACGACGGCAUGGCCACCUUCUCCAAUGACUUUGAUGCAAUCAUGGCUAUAAAACUCGAGUAUGGCAUAAAGAAGAAUUGGAUGGGUGACCCAUGUUUACCACUCGAAUUUGCUUGGAGCGGUGUGACUUGUAGCAACAUAAGUGGUGGUAAUAACAUGAGGAUAAUAUCACUUGAUCUCUCCAACAGCAACUUGUCUGGGGUGAUAUCUAAUAAGUUCACACAGCUUACUGCACUCGAGAAAUUAAAUUUAUCAGGCAACCAACUCAACGGACCCAUUCCGGACUCACUAUGUAAAUAUAAUCAGUUCGUUUUCAGCUAUGGAUCUGAUGGAAAUACAUGCAACAAAAUAAUAAUUUCAAGAAACAGAACGGCUAUCAUAGCUGUUUCAGUAGUGGUUCCUGUGCUGGUAGUGAUUGUACUUGUUAUUGCAUAUUUCAUCUGGAGAGUGAGAAGAAAACCCAACAAUUCUUCUUAUGUUCCUCCUCCAGUACCGGAUACCAAGAUUUCUCCAGAAAUUCCAGCAGUUGAUGUUGAACCUCUGCCAAUAUCAGAGAGUCGGCAAUUCACAUAUGAGGAGCUGAAGAAGUUUACUAAUAACUUUUCACGGUUCAUUGGAAAAGGAGGCUUUGGGAGUGUCUACUACGGUUGUUUAGAGAACAGUACCGAGAUUGCUGUCAAAGUGCUGUCUGAAUUCUCAGCUAACGGGCUUGGUCAGUUUUUGGCUGAGGUUCAAAACUUGACAAAGGUGCAUCACAGAAAUCUAGUUUCUUUGGUUGGUUAUUGCUGGGAAAAGGAUCACUUAGCACUGGCUUAUGAGUACAUGGCUGGAGGCAAUCUUUGUGAUUAUCUGAAAGGUAGAAUUGGUGUCAACUGGGCAACCCGUGUGCGAAUUGUGCUUGAAGCUGCACAAGGCCUGGAGUAUCUGCACAAAGGGUGUAACCUGCCAAUAAUUCAUGGGGAUAUGAAGACCAAUAAUGUUCUCUUGGGUGAAAAUCUAAAAGCCAAAAUUGCAGACUUUGGGCUUUCUAGAACUUAUGUUAGCGAGACGCAGACUCACAUAUCAACCAUUAAUGCUGGUGGAACAAUAGGUUACAUCGAUCCCGAGUAUUAUCGUACUGGAAGAUUAACGGAGAGCAGUGAUGUUUAUAGCUUUGGUGUUGUUUUACUAGAGGUAGUCACCGGUGAGCCUCCAAUACUACCUGGCAGAGGUCACAUUACCAAGUGGGUGAAAGAGAGUGUUGCCUCUGGCAACAUUAACUUGGUUGCCGAUGCGCGGCUAAAAGAUUCUUAUGACAUUAGCUCCAUGUGGAAGGUGGUUGAUACUGCAAUGCAAUGCACAACACAAGUUGCUGCUCAAAGACCAACUAUGUCCACCGUAGUUCUACAUCUGAAGGAUAGUUUGGCGCUGGAGGAAGCCCACGAUGACAGGCAUGUCACGGCAAGCUCAGUGGGUGAUGCGAUCGAAUUGGUGUCAACAUUUGGUCCAUCGGCAAGGUGAAUGAAUUAAGAAGCUGUAUGCGUCAUGAACCAGGAUGUGGUAUUUCUUUGAUGGUUCUCUGCUGCAAGGAUACAAUCAUUCUAUUCAUUCUGGUAAAGUGUGUCAUUAUGCCAUGGCAUUUUUAUGGUUCAA